Messenger RNA from Agelaius phoeniceus (red-winged blackbird), 288 nucleotides. It is a transcript of the gene S100P, whose product is annotated as S100 calcium binding protein P. Gene Ontology annotation, cellular component: extracellular exosome; cytoplasm. Gene Ontology annotation, molecular function: transition metal ion binding; calcium-dependent protein binding; calcium ion binding. Gene Ontology annotation, biological process: endothelial cell migration. The record is from RefSeq and is a predicted model, not a curated record. Lineage: Eukaryota; Metazoa; Chordata; Aves; Passeriformes; Icteridae.
AUGUCUCAGCUGGAAACUGCAAUGGGAAUGAUCAUUGCUGUCUUUGACCAGUAUGCAAGGACUGAUGGCAACAGGCAAACCCUCAGCAAAGCAGAACUAAAGACUCUGCUGGAAAAGGAGCUCCCAAAUUUCCUCGCGACUGGGAAGGACAAGAAUGCUAUUGACAAAGUCUUCAAGAACCUGGAUGAAAAUGGAGAUUCCCAAGUGGACUUCAAAGAAUUUGUUAUCUUCGUGGCAGCUCUGACUGGCUGCUGUCACAAAUAUUUUGAGCAGAAUGCAGCCAAAUAG